Messenger RNA from Sipha flava (yellow sugarcane aphid), 3884 nucleotides. RefSeq names its product NADPH oxidase 5 (gene Nox). The record is from RefSeq and is a predicted model, not a curated record. Gene Ontology annotation, cellular component: NADPH oxidase complex; plasma membrane. NCBI's taxonomy places the organism in Eukaryota, Metazoa, Arthropoda, Insecta, Hemiptera, Aphididae. The transcript is spliced from 20 exons. Bases 327 to 3884 code for a protein of 1185 amino acids. Gene Ontology annotation, biological process: defense response; superoxide anion generation. Gene Ontology annotation, molecular function: calcium ion binding; superoxide-generating NAD(P)H oxidase activity.
CCUGGAAGACGAGUUUUAGACCACCAGUUACCAAUUGUCGGCUCCGGUCACCCGACACGCAAAAUAUAUUACACGAGUUCGUCUAGUUUAUCGGUUAACUUUCGGUUUCGGCAUUUCCCUACGUUGGUCUUCGUUUCCAGUUUAAUUUUUUUUUCUCUUCUCCGUUCAGUGCGACGGUAUUUUCGUUGUGAUUUUAUCUGUUGUGCGUUCAUACCGACACGCAGCAUUUCGUUUAUGUUAUUGGAUUAAAAUCUGGAUUAAAAUUGAGAGAUGUGUUAGACGGGGAACGCACCGUACACUCACACACACCGCGGGCGCAAGGUACCAUGGACCAGCAAAACGCGACACGCGCAGCGGCGGACGACGCAGCCGCCAUGCGGCGCAAGUCGUUGGGCCGGCUCGGCGACAUGUCGGUGACGUGGGACGCUGACCCGCAAGGCAACCGCAAGUACUCGCGCAACGAUGACAUGGAACCGUGCUGUCCGAGUAGCGUUGUCGCUAGCGGCGGCGGCCGGGAGUCCAACGAGACAAGACGGUCGUUGACGGACGGUAUGGUGAGCGUGGACCUGACGAGCAAGCAGCAGCCGAGCAUGUCGACGAUGGAGAUGGAGAGCAUCAAGGAACGGGAAAGGACGUCUAUGUUGAGGAAGUGUGCGCAACACCUGGAACUGGAAAGCGUCAACGGGAAGUACACCCGGGAGAACUUCAAGCGCGGCAUACUGAACAAGGAAGUAUUGUCCAUACUGUUUCAACUGUUCGACAAAGAUAACGAAAAAGUGCUCAGACAGGAGCAAUGGAUACAGUCGCUGAAAGAGAGACUGCUGGAAGAAAAGCAAGGAGACUUGGCAGAACAGUUAGAAAGCGUGGCUUACGUGCUGUGUGGCGAUCAACCAAUAGUCUUACAAAAAUUUUAUCAAAUAUUCCAAGCAAAAGGCAUUGUCGAAAAAUUAUUUCGUCUCAUUGACAAAGAUUCAGACGGAAUUAUCACGCCUUCACAAGCAAUGGAUUUAAUUACUACAAUUACAUACUCUUCCGGAAUGAAAUCAGGGUUUGACAGUGAAAAUCUGAUGUGGCUAGAACAGUUAUUUAGACAGACUGUUGGAGAUGAAAUGGAAAUCAAACGAGAUGACUUCAAUAAGAUUUUAAUAACUAAAAAUCCAUUCUUCACUGAACGCGUAUUUCAAAUAUUCGAUAGAGAUAACUCUGGAUCGAUAUCAUUACACGAGUUCCUUGAUGCAAUGCACCAAUUUGCAGGACAAACACCAGACGACAAAAUUCGAUUUUUGUUCAAAGUCUAUGACUUGGAUGGCGACGGUCUUAUACAGCAUCGAGAAUUGCAACACGUGAUGCGAGCGUGCAUGGAAGAAAACGGAAUGCAGUUUUCGGAAGACCAAGUGGAAGACUUGACCAUGGCGUUGUUCGAAGACGCUGACAGCGAAUCGAGAGGCGCCAUAACGUACGAAGCGCUCAAAAACCAAUUGCAAAAACACAACGGGUUGUUGGAAAACCUAUCGAUAAGCAUAGACCGCUGGUUAGUACCACCAAAACCAAAACAACCGCCAGCAUCUGCGUGGGGAAAAUUUAAAUCACUGCGACCGUAUCAGCUGACAUUACCGUACAUGCGAAACAAUUAUGUCUAUUUAAUAUUUUUGGCCGUUUAUGUGCUCGUCAACGUACUACUAUUUGGUUUUAGGAUUUACACAUACCGCAACUCUAAUAUGUAUACGAUUCUUGCUAGGGCUUGUGGCCAGUGUUUAAACUUCAACUGUACAUUUGUUUUGGUUCUUAUGUUAAGACAUUGUAUUACGUUCCUCAGAACUCGUGGACUUUCAUUGUUUUUGCCUUUAGAUCAACACAUAUACUUUCAUAAAAUCACAGGAUUUUUCAUAUUCGGUUAUAGUAUUCUCCACACAUGCAUGCAUCUGUUGAAUUUCAGUACCGUUAUAUUUUAUGACCCAAACUUAAACUACGAAGGAUUCUCUGUGUCCGAAUGGCUCUUCACUACCGACCCGGAACUUUUUGGACUCAUACCUGGAUAUGCUAAUCCCACAGGCGUAUUGCUCAUCAUUAUUCUGUUUGUGAUGUUUAUUUGCUCGCAGCCAUUCGUUCGUAGAGGAGGAUGCUUCGAGAUAUUUUAUUGGACUCAUUUACUUUACGUGCCUUUUUACUUAUUGUUAAUUCUUCACUGCCCAAACUUUUGGAAAUGGUUGAUAAUUCCGGGCCUUUUAUACUUAUGUGAACGUUUUUACCGCUUUUCGUUGAUGCGAUCUGAACACGGAAAAACUUACAUUAGCUCUGGUCUACUUUUACCGUCUAAAGUCACCCAUUUAGUGAUAAAAAGACCACCACAUUUUGAUUUCCAUCCUGGUGAUUAUGUAUUCGUGAAUAUACCAGCAAUAGCCAAGUACGAAUGGCAUCCAUUUACAAUUAGUAGUGCUCCGGAACAAGAAGAUUACAUGUGGUUACAUAUUCGCGGAGUUGGAGAGUGGACAAAUCGAUUGUAUUCAUAUUUCGAAGAAGAACAACAUAAAUUACACUUACUCGAUGAAGAACUGCCUGAAACGGUUAAUAGUAAAUCUUCCUCCGUGGAUACAAUGGAAUCAUCAAAAAUGAAAAAACUCCAAACAUCUCUACAGAGAACAUUUUCGGGAAGAACUGUGGAAGAACCCACCAAAGGAAAAUACAAGAAAGAUUUCAGUUAUACUAAUCAGAGUUUUAGUAGUUUGCCGGAAGACUUUCAUAUUAGAGGUUCCGAAAGUGAUAUCACUUCUGGAAAUUCAAAAUCUGCAAUGGAUGCAAGGAAAUCAGUCAAGAAAGCACCCAACACUAAUCUCCAUAAACUCGUUUUGAUUAACAAAGCUCCACUGUCAAAAUCACUGUCGAUGCCUGAUAUGGAAAACCGGAUAAAAAAAAGAGAGCGUCUUUUAGCCUUACGAACUUAUAUGAGAUCAGAAUCCGAAAAGAGUUUUGACGAGUGUCAAAUGAAGAGAGCAAGACUCCAAUCCUUAGGCCUGGCAUAUUUAAGUCCUCAAAAUAAAUCAUUGGCUCAAAGUUUCCGGUACAUGAGACACAAGCCAACUAUAAUUGCAUUCAAAACACCAAGCUUAGAACACUGUGAAGCUAAAGUCUCGUCGUACAGCAUCACAAUCGAAACUGCAUCUAAUAUCGGUAGCAUGGAGUUUGUAACUAACGAGAGCAAAUCGAAAGAAAGAUCGAACGAAGUCAAUAGUAGUCAGUCGCCCAUAAAUUAUCCCGUUGGCAAACCACUAGAAAUAUAUUUGGUUGGCCCGUACGGCGCACCGUCCAGUCACAUAUUCAGAGCCCAACAUGCAGUGAUGAUAGCUACGGGUAUUGGCGUAACGCCGUUCGCAUCUAUAUUGCAAUCAAUCAUGCACCGAUACUGGAAAGCUCGUCAUACGUGCCCGAAGUGUAAAUACACUUGGGCAAGUGAAAUACCACCUACGGUGAUGCAUCUUAGAAAAGUGGAUUUCUUUUGGAUCAACCGGGACCAAAGGUCAUUCGAAUGGUUCGUAAAUUUACUGUCACAACUUGAAAUCGAACAAGCUGAGCUCGGUGGGGCCAUGGAAAGGUUCCUGGAGAUGCACAUGUACAUAACAUCGGCAUUACAAAAGACCGAUAUGAAGGCCGUUGGACUCCAAUUAGCUUUAGAUUUGCUACACGAAAAGGAAAAAAGAGAUUUCAUCACGGGCUUGAAGACUAGAACCAACGCAGGCAGGCCAAACUGGGACAAGGUUUUCAAACAAUUAUUAGACCAGAAAAAAGGAAAAAUCACAGUGUUUUACUGCGGCCCACCACAACUCGGCAGACUUCUUAGAGUUAAAUGUGAUCAAUUCGGAUUUGAUUUCCGAAAAGAAGUUUUCUAG